Messenger RNA from Sebastes umbrosus (honeycomb rockfish), 5463 nucleotides. It is a transcript of the gene slf2, whose product is annotated as SMC5-SMC6 complex localization factor 2. The record is from RefSeq and is a predicted model, not a curated record. NCBI's taxonomy places the organism in Eukaryota, Metazoa, Chordata, Actinopteri, Perciformes, Sebastidae. The transcript is spliced from 22 exons. The coding region runs from base 151 to 4440 and encodes 1429 amino acids.
UGCCGGACUCCAACUCCCACGAUGCAAUGCGCGUCAUUUUGGUCGAUUCGGCUUCGUUCGGCUCCAGGCGGGAGAGGAUGAGAUGAGUUACCUCUGGAGCUCCAGUACUGUCUCUGUCUGUGACUCUAGACCGCCGGUCCAAUCCUCAACAUGAGAAGAGCAACAGAGAAUCAAAGAAACACAAACACUCGGACACUGUCAGACUAUUUCCCCCCGAGGAACAAAGUGAAUGACCUCAUGUUCCAGCAGCGCUUCCGACCUCAUUUCACACCGGAGUCUCCAAUGAAACCCUCUCAGCUCCCUAACCAGCUUUCUCACUCACCUCCCAGGAGAAUGGUUCCACUUCAAAGCCCUGAACUGUGCCACAGGGACAGACUGGGUGCCCCAUGGCACCCUCCUUAUCCUCCGGGACCCAUCCAUUCAUCAGGGUUUGUUCCAAGCUGCCCAACUAACAUUGGUUCACCAGUGAAUAGGUUCCAUCCCAUGCCAAGGGGCAGACUGGGUCCUCCUCAGUACCAACACCAUCAACCUCCAGGGUCUUUCAGCUGUACUACAGCUAGCAUGCCACAGCCCCCGCCUCCCGGUGUCUUUCACCCUGCAUCCCCUCAAUUCAUGAAGGAUUUAAGCAACCACUCCCCGUCUUCCCACACCAGGAGAGAUCCAGGCACUGAAUCCAGGGUCACUUUGUCUUACUCAGGAAGUCAAAAUGUAACGGCACGAAGACAAGAUUCAAACAAGGAUCAUUCCAGCGAUGUCAGGAGUUGCGCACACACUAUCCAGCUCUGCAGGCCCCCUAUGAUCCCAUCAUUCUAUACCAGAGCAGUUCAAGAGGUUUGCACACUGCCCCUCUCGGAGGAUUGGAGUCCUGAGAACAGCCAGCGGCCCUCGUGGGGCUACCAGCCUUCUCUGAACACCCAGUCUUCUGACAGGAGUAGUGGUUCCAGUGUACCCAUCAUGUACAACCCUGUAGCCCCCUGCCAGGACCAACAACAUAAAAGAACACCUUCAAGUGAAAACUCAAUUCCAGUAGUGGACUUGAAUUGCUCAUCUCAGAAGAGGCACAGGGAGUUUGAGGACUGUGACGACAGUCCCAAGAAACUGUGUCUUCCGGGUAUAAACUCAGGCAAAGCACAGACACCAAAACCCGCUGUUGGCAACUCACCCAGCAUUUCACUGCUGUCUCAGCCGUCGGCGAGUCAUUCCUCAGUCUUGGAACCGUCACCCAAAACUACAGAUAGCCAUCUGGGCACAGAACCAGCAUGCGGCCAAUCAACACAUUUGGAACUGUCAUCCACAUUUAAACCCACCCAGUCAUCCUGCGCAUCACUGUCACCCAAACCUUGUAUAAAGAAACGACCAUCAAUGGGAGCAAAGCAAGCCUAUGUACAUUCCACCCAGAAUCACCCUUUGAAGUUAUUAGUGUUAACAUCGCCUUCACAAAAUCCAGGUGAAGAAAGUUUGAAGAAAAGAAGCGAGGAAAGUGAUAAAAGGGAUAAAUCAAGCACUUUGUUAUCCUCUGAGGUUCCCCUGAAGGACACUGGUAGCUCACCUCAUGUUCAGUUAGGCAGCCACCACUCUGGUCAUACUCACCGGAGUACCUCAGUCUUACCAGUCAAGACGCUGAGCAGAUGUGAUCACGUGGAGGAGAGCAGAAAGUCGGACAGUAGUACUGCCAAACCAGCCUCUAAAACAAGUUCUGGUUCUCCGAGUUGUCGCACAGGAGAUCGGAACAAAACUCACCGCCCACGAAAACCUGUUGCCGUCCCGAAUGAUAUAGAUGAACUUUUCACCCCUGAUCCCUUGACCUAUGUAGUCAGCCAUAAACCGGUGAAGCCCAAGAUGAAUGGGAUCAAAUCUCCCACCUCAGAGAAAAUGUGUUCAUCCAGCACUGGUACCAGCUCCAGUACUCCAGUUACUGGAUCCUCAUGUCGCAAAACUGGUUCUCCUGAUGCAGUGGACACCAAAGUCUCUUCCUUGUCAUCAGCACAUCACCCACAAAUGUCCUCGCCAACUAUAACUUUACAGCGGGUAAAACUUGAAAACUUAAAAUCCACUUUCUCAAAAGACAAUGAACUCAAAAACAGCUCUGUCCCUUCUUCAGGCAGGCAGCUUAAGGAUGAGAGUGUUGUUAAAUCUGAUGAGAAACACACAUCUGUCCUCCCCAACAAUGUGAGACCCUGCGCUUUAGAGACUGGAACCACAUCUUCUACAUCUCAUUGUCCUCAGUCUCCACUGCUGGAGAGGAAAGCAAGUGAGGGGCAUAGAAAGCCAGUGACUGAAGAGGAUCCUAUAGAUGUGGAGCUGGACCUAGGCCUGAGCUUUGCGUUAGAUUUGGAUCUAACCCAGAGCUCCCAAAGCAGUGAGGAGGAGCACCUGCUUUCCUUGCAGGAGAUGAUGGAGCGUGUUACAAUGCCAGAUACACCGGAGAAGGGAGCCUUCUCGGAGCCCAGUGCACCUGGACAUCACAGCUGCCAGCCAAAAUCUCAGCCAUUGCCAUCCACCACAAAGCCGGGCAGCUACAAAAACAACCUCGACCAGAUGCUGGAGGAAAUAAACACCAAUAAAAGAGUUAAAGAGAUUGAGACACAGCUUCUAACUGCAUGUAAAGAGGACCUAUUGAGAAUAGCUGAAUAUGAGGAAGCUGAGGAGAACCGGGAGGAGGGCGUCUCCACCGAACAACAGCAAUUCCUGCAACGCUACUCUUUGAUGUCCAGUGCAAUCAGGGAAGUGCCUCCAGGGGAAGCAGUGUUCAACCUGGAGAAAUUUGGCCGAAUCUUUGACCAGGACACGCUGCAGCUCAGACGAUGCAUGGUCAACCCACAGGGGACAGCACAGAAAACACUUCUUUGGCCACCCUCAAGACAAACUACAUUUUUAGCCUCACAACUGGAAAGGUCCAGCCCUGCCCAACUGAGAUUGCACCUCAAUAUUGGAUUGUUCCAGGAAGCUUACGACUGUCUCUCGCCCUGUCCACCUCAGGUCACCCGUUUCCUGUUCAAGAUGAUGUCAGUCCAUAGUGAGAGGAUGGUAUCCGAAAAGCUACUACAGGCCCUCUGUGACAUUGCCUGCACUACUGCAUAUCAGAUAGUGAAAAAUGGAAGCCAGGAGUUUAAAGUGUGGGUGCCCAGUUUGGCCGAUGUGGCGCUGGUCCUGAUGAAUAUGGGAGUUGCGUUUGUUAAUCUCUUCCCUUUUGAGAAUCUGCAGCCUCCAUUCACAGAGGGAGAUUUGCUGGAGGACAUCUAUAUUAAAAGUGAGAGUCCCUCCAGUAACAAGGAACAGAGCUCUUUCCCUGAACACAACUGCAACAAUAUCUUGAAGUACCUGUCUUACUGUAUGGGCCUUUGUCCACGGGCGUACAGCGACGAUGAGCUGCUGUUGCUGCUAACUGUGGUGGGAAGGGUGGGCCUGGACACACGGCUCAUCCUGCAGUCCGGUGUGGAACUGUACCCUCUACAGUACACACUUAUCAACAACAUCAGGGACUGGGACACCAUGCUGCCCAGAAUCUGUCGGGCCCUUACUGAUCUGACAGAUGACCACCACAACAUGUGCCUACUAGUUCAGCUGCUGCCUGACAACACACGUGGAAAGCAACUGCGUCGACAUCUGAGCCUGUCCAUGAUCUCUAAACUUUUGGAUGGAAAUUGUACCUACAGACCUAAAGGAAACGAGUUUCAGCUCUCUGAACUGAGGCCGUACCUGCCCCGUAUGCAACCCUCCACCAUUCUCCGGUGCAUGCUGACCUCCUCCAGCAGGAAAGAUAAAGAAGAGAACGACUUCGACCAACAGUCCUACUACCUCUGCUAUAGUCUUCUGACGUUGGCAAAUGAAGCUUCCAAUUUUCAGUUCUUCCCAGCUCAUCAAAAGACGCAGCUGCUGUUUCUGAGCUACGACCUGGAAACGCACGUGAAGUGUGACAUCAGAGAGAGUGAGAAAUGUCUUUACCGCAGCAAGGUAAAAGACCUGGUGGCCCGGAUCUACACCAAGUGGCAGAUGCUCCUUCAGAGGACCAGGCCUCUCCAUGGUAAGUUGUACGAUUAUUGGCAGCCUUCGGCCAUGGAUACAUUGACAAGCAGCCAAGAAGAGCAGGAGAUGGACAACAGUGAAGAUGGAGAGGGGCCUGUGACGGAGGAGGAUGAAGAAUCGGAAACCGAUGAAGAUGUUCUAAUGAUGGCUGAGGACGAGGAGAAGGAAGAGGGAGACAAUACAAUGGAGGACACAAACAAGACGGGGGACGACUCGAAGCCGGAACAAAUGGAGGGAGACAGUGCAAUGGACGACCCACAGGAAACAGAGGAAUCACCAGAAACUGUCGACGGGGAGUUGAACCAAAAGAUGGCGCCUCAAAUACACGAGCAAAUAGAGGCUGAAAACAUAGAACACACUGAGGUGGAGACUGAAAAUCUGGUUGAGACAAGAGAAACUUCUCACCACAGCUAGGUAGCAGCAUGUGAUUUAGUGUCAUAGAGAUUUUAUUUGUUAUCAGCACUUGCCUUAAUGUCAAUCUCAAUUUGCACUAUCUUCUUCUAUCCAUUACCCCCAAGUUUCAUUGUCAAUACAGAUACUAAUUGUAUAUUUAUGAAUAAAAUAAUUUUAGGAGAGAUUGCAAAGUUCAUAUUUUUGGUUAGAGUUGCACAAAUUGUUUUAUUGAAUGUCUUUUUUUUUUAAUAACGUGUUGUUAAAAUCUUAUGUAAAUGACUUCUGACUGUGCCUCUGUUUUCAAUUAUUUUUUUGUGUGCAAUGUGUAAAAAAAAUGUGGGUUUGUAUGUUUUCCAUAAUACAUUACUGUAGUUGAGUGCCCACAACAACCUGUGUUUAAUUGGAGGAACAUUUUUACAUCCUUGUUGUCGAUCAGCUAUGUUCAUUUGUUAAAUAUAAGUGAUGUCUCUCUUAAGCCAGUCUGAGUAACUGAAAUAGGAAUGAUGUUCAGCUGCAAACCAGUCUCAAGUUGAAACUUGACUAUGCAACAUGUUUACGCUAAGUUAUCAGUUUAGAAACAUCAGCUUGUUAUGAGGUUUCUCAGCCAUUAUUGAGUUGUUACCUACAGUAGUUAUUAUAAAACUGCAGUAGGUCUUUUUCACAGCAGACUGGACAUAGUAGGACACGCACAGGUGUUACUGAUAACAUUAUCGAUGGCUCUGUCUAUUCAAAUGUGCCAGUAAAUCGUGACAGUGAGACUGAAACUGAACUGGAAUUCAGCCAUAAUUAAUAUUACUAUUUACUCCUGUGCUUUUCUUACCGUGACAUGUCAAAAUCUAUUUGAAAAAGGCCUAUUAAAUUAACUUUGUAAAUAAUUUCCAGACACACAUUAUCUUGUUUGUUGAUUUAUUGUUAUAAUUUCACUGUUGUGUUGAAUGUGUGCAUUUUGCUAAAUUCCUCUUUUUGGGAAAAUAUUUUUUUAAUGAUGUACUUUUUUUAUAGCUGUUGCCAAAUGGAGAAAAUAAACUUUUUUUCGCAUGUUAA